AAAGAUUGAAAGUUGCGUUACUAUCAGGCAUAUCUAAGAACAUAUAAAAACACGGGUCCUUGGUUGAAGGACCUCUCGGGGAAGUAAACAGAAAUGGUUGCUAGCGUUAAUUAAGAUAACAUCAAUUUUAGUCCAAUUAAUUUUAUUACAGCGUGUGAGUUACAAGGACGCGAUGGCAGAGGACAACGAACUGGAAAAGCGUGCGGUGGAGGAGCUUCUGAAGGAGACGGACAGAGCGCGAGUGAGAGCGGAGACCAUGGGCCCCGCAGGAUGGUUAAAGUGUCCCCUGAGAAGCACCAACAAGCGCUUCCUGCUCAACACGCUGCGCUCCACCAACCUUCAGCGGCGCAGCGGAGACUCACGGGACGGACACUCGAGGACGAGAAGCAAGUCCCCGGAGAGGAGCCGCCAUCGCAGCAGAACACCUCCCAGAGACCACCACCACACAGACCAUACACACCAUCACAAAGAGAAGAAGCAGGACCGAGACAAAGAGAGGAGCCACAAAGACAACAGGGACCAGAGACGUGGGAGGGACGGACACAACAGAGACAAAGACAGGCUUCAUGAAUAAAGACUGUGAUUUGACACUAACUGCACAAAGGUGAACACUGAACACCUCAGAGCUGCUGGCAGACCAAAAGACCUCUGUUUACCCGUUUGAAGAGACUUGAAUUUAAGUUUGCAUUCCUGCGAAUGGAAAAUGUUCUCUCUUGUUAGUUUACCGACUGUUCACUUUUAAAAUUAACCAUUUUGUAGUUCAUGAGGUUAAAUUGAUGACUCAUAAAGCCAGCAACAUAUCGUUUUUACUGUUCUUCCACCCCAUAUUUUCCACAAAAAAAGAGUUAAUAAAAUAUCAAGAGGCCGUUACAGCCCAGCACUUUUCACAAAACAGUUUAUUUCCCUCCCCGCUCACAUGACUCGUAGUUUGGUGUUAUUGCGUUUCACCUACAGCCGGGGAGGUUUGAUUUCUAUUAUAAUGUCAUUACCAUUCUUCUGUCAUUAUCCACAGGUCAUAAUGUUUACAUAAGCCGUGCUGCUGUCGCCACUGGGUAAGCACAUUUUAUCGCAUGUCAAACUUUUUGGACAUGUUGACACCGGCUAUCAGAAACGGUUUUGUUUGUCAAAGGAGAAAAGAAGUUGUGUUUUCCUGACACUCCUACAUGUGUCCUGUUGAACAAGCGGUGGAUUAAUAGUGAUUUAAUAAGGCUGUAAUAACGGUAACUUCACUAUAAUACUAAUAAUGCGGCGAUUAAACGUCCAUGUGUUUGAGUGGGGUCAUUGCGGUUUCAGGACAGCAGAUGGACAUGAACUCAAGCUUGAAAGAGAUGCUGUUUGUAUCUUCCCUAUGGCGUGUCUCCAUGUGCUUUUAUAACAGCGUUUUAUAAACUAGGCAACAGCCAUUCUCUGUGUUCAUGAUUACCCAUGGAUGUCUUAUAUCUACAUGUAAGCUGCAUUACUCCUCGCUAAAGCCAUUACUCCAAAUUCUGUGUCUGGAAAAAGUCAACUAACAUGCGUUUAACAUCCUCAUGCUUCAUAAAUCACAUUGUCCACCUCCAGUGUAGUGGAGAGCAGCUCGGGUUAACUGUUUCCUUCCUCUUUAGAACAAUGAUCAAAUAUAAACACCAUUAAGGCAUAGUGCAGGGGGUGAUUUGUAUAGAAUUGGUUUACUUGAACUUUAUUGCAUCGCUGAGUGCCCCAUUAA
Trematomus bernacchii (emerald rockcod) is the source of this 1705-nucleotide messenger RNA. Its product is annotated as protein POLR1D. The transcript is spliced from 3 exons. Bases 173 to 574 code for a protein of 133 amino acids. Lineage: Eukaryota; Metazoa; Chordata; Actinopteri; Perciformes; Nototheniidae. The record is from RefSeq and is a predicted model, not a curated record.